This is a messenger RNA of Diospyros lotus (date-plum), 4057 nucleotides long. RefSeq names its product protein EARLY-RESPONSIVE TO DEHYDRATION 7, chloroplastic. NCBI's taxonomy places the organism in Eukaryota, Viridiplantae, Streptophyta, Magnoliopsida, Ericales, Ebenaceae. Bases 53 to 1369 code for a protein of 438 amino acids. Gene Ontology annotation, cellular component: plasma membrane. The transcript has 6 exons. The record is from RefSeq and is a predicted model, not a curated record.
UCCUCAUCGCCUUCUUCACUCACCGUCCCGCCCAAAUCAGAUUAACAAAACAAUGGCGUCUGGAAACCCUAAUCGAACCCCUAUGUACCCGGAGGUGAUUCAAUCAAACCCUAACGAGCCCUCUGUAUCCAAUUCCUCUAAGUCCUCGCUCUACCCCCAAAUCGACAUGAAAGACCUCGUCGAGAAUCUCUUCCCCGAAAAUUACCAAAUUUCCCCCGAGCCUACUCCCUCCGCCCCUCCCGAGUCCGUCGAGGAGGUUCUCCUCACCUUCCCCGGCGCUAUCCUCCACUUGAUCGACAAACAUUACAGCGUCGAGCUCGCCUCCGGCGACUUGUCGAUCGUCCGGCUCCUACAGGGCGACAGCGUGCUCGCCAUACUCGUCCGCAUUGCCGACGAGAUCCAGUGGCCCCUCGCCAAGGACGAGGCCACAGUCAAACUCGACGAUUGGCACUAUUUCUUCUCGCUUUCCGCUCCCAGAGAACGCGAUUCGUCGUCGGAUUCGAGCGAUGACGAGGACGCCGCGAACGGCUCUAACAGUUUGUUGAAUUACGGCCUGACGAUUGUGUCGAAGGGACAGGAGGGUUUGCUGGCGAAGUUUGACAAGAUUUUGGAGCGGCACAGUAGGUUUUCGGUGCGGAAGGUGUCGGAGGCGCUGGACGGGACGGCGGCGAAAGAGGUUUCGACGGCGGAUCUGGAGGAGGAGAAUAAGAAGGAGUUGGUGGAGCAGCGGUGCGCGGCGUACUGGACGACUCUGGCGCCGAAUGUGGAGGAGUAUAGUGGGACUGCGGCGAAAUUGAUUGCGGCAGGGUCGGGGCAGUUGAUCAAGGGGAUCCUGUGGUGCGGAGAUGUGACUGUUGAGAGAUUGAAAUGGGGCAACGAGGUUCUGAAGAACCGGAUGGAACCCGGUUCGAAGGAGAUCAGUCCUGAAACCUUGAAGAAGAUCCAAAGAGUUAAGAAGAUGACAAAAAUGACAGAAAAGGUAGCAAACGGGGUCCUUUCAGGGGUUGUGAAGGUUUCAGGAUACUUCACGAGUUCAGUUGCUAACUCAAAAAUGGGCAAGAAAUUUUUUGACCUCCUGCCGGGAGAAAUUGUUCUUGCUUCCCUGGAUGGAUUUGGCAAGGUCUGUGAUGCUGUUGAAAUAGCUGGAAAGAAUGUGAUGUCAACUUCAUCAACUGUGACAACUGGACUUGUCUCUCACAGAUAUGGGGAAGAAGCAGCUAAGGCAACAAAUGAAGGACUUGAUGCUGCCGGACAUGCUGUUGGGGCAGCGUGGGCUGUUUUCAAAAUUCGAAAGGGUAUUAACCCAAAAAGUGUUCUAAAACCCUCCUCCUUGGUCAAAUCUGCUGCUGCUAAAAAUGUCAAAAAAUAAGAUAGUGUUCUCUUCGAGUUUGAGUUUUGAGUUUUGAAUUUAUUUUUAAUUUUGUGUUUUGAUUAUCUAUUUUGAAAUUUUUUGAAAACACUUUCUUUACAAAAAAAUUUCUUAUUUUUGAAAAUACGUUUUUGAAAAUAAUAAAAUAAAUGCGUUUUUAAUGUUUUAGUAAAAAAAACACAGUCUAAGAAUUUUAAGUAAUUAGAUCCCUGUUGUGAUUUUUUAACUUCUACAGGAGAUUUGUUAAAUGAUUGCAAACCCAAUUUUCUCUUCCUCCCUCCCUUUUUAUUAAAAAAAAUUAAGCAUUUUCUCUUAGCAUCUACGUAUAUGGCUGACUUAGGUGAGCUAUCGGAAUAACUCAUUUUAUUUUAUUUUUUUUAUAACAUUUGAUCAUUUGUACUGUAAACACGGCAGCAAAAGCCGCUAAUCUUUACCUUUUUCUGAAGUGACUUGAAUUUUGCUCCAUGGAGAAAAAGGAUUUAUUAUGUAAAGAUUGUGUUACGAGAAAUUAAGAGCCCUACAUGGGGAAGGUAGAUUGUGUUAUGUGGGGGUUAUGGCCAUGUCAAAGGAAAAUAAAAAGAAAACACAUUUGCAAAAAAUCUGUUUUUGCUUAGCCUUUAAUUAAUUUCAUUAAGAUUGCUUGGCUUCCGAUUGAUGUAAUACAUGUCCUUUUGCACUCCGGGUUGAUAUUACCGAUUUUAUUAAGCUGGGGACGCUUUUAGUUCUUUUGCACUAUGAGUUUUUCAAUUGUAAAAUGGGUGAGUUGAAAAUUUAAAAGAUCUUGAGUUGAAAUUCGCUCUUUAAAGAGACUAAUGGGCUGUAGAAAUCUGUUCUAUAAUCCAUGGUUCAAUGGUUAUUUGCUGCUUCAUGGGUUCAUAGUGGCUUUCCACUGUUAUAUUUAUACAAAUUAGUGAUCAUGUUAUCAAGAUUGGAGAGCAGGCACCACGUAUUAGUUAAUGGAUUUUCAUGUUUGUGAGGGAUGUGACUUUGUUGCGACUCCAAUGGCCGCCAAGCUAGCAGUUUCUUUCCCAAAGGGAUCUCAUCCAUGGGCUAAAAAGGGGCCAGAAAAUGAUGGGUUUUGGCAAGGACGAUCUCUCUCUCUCUCUCUCUCUCUCUCUCUCACAACACACACACACACACACACGCAUGCACGCACUUGCAUACGUGACAUUGACUCAUGGGCACCCCUUCCCAUUACAAUUUUCGUUAGUUUAAUACAGCCAUUUCGACUGUUUUAAUGUUAUUAGUUUGGUAAACUUCGUUUUCUUCCAUGAAUCACUUUCUUUAACUUUUAUCAACCUGUAAGCAGGUGAGGCAAGUUGAUCAGCUUUAUCCCUUUUUAUAAUCCAAUCCCUUAUCAUCUUCUCCUUGAGAUAAUUCACCCUUUUUUAAGAUCGCUGCGCCCUAUCUAUCAGCCCUCAAAUGGGUGUCGUGCUGGUACCCUGAAAUCCUUGCACUUUGUUUAACUCGCAUUGGGGGCUUUUUGUUUUGUCACCGCCUUGAUUUUUGGUUCUCCAUUUUAAGGCCUCUGCUCGGCUGGCACCUACCCUAAAGCUGGUGCUCCUCCAAUUCUCGGUCCAUCUUGAACAGAAAAUCCUAAUGGUGGGGAACCCACUGGAGACGGGGCUAGUGGCCCGCCCUUGGCCAUGGCAAGGGCCACGUUGUAGAUAAGUCAGUGCUAUACGAGUGUCCUUUACUACAUCUCUAAUACUUAAUACUUUCUGCAUAAUCAGGCACCAACAAAAAUAUGUGUAUUUGAUGUCUUCUUCUUCCCUUUCAAUUUGCACCACUAGCUCUCAAAUGGACAUGGAACUUUUAGGCCCUCAACCAAUCAGAUAUUUCCUGAGUGUUGCAACUUUCUAACUGUACUAUUUUUAGAUAAUUUUAGUCAUGACGGUGACGAACCAUUAUUUUUUCUUCCUUUUUCUAGGGAAAUUGUGGAGUUUGCAAGUAAAUGUUACACAAUUCACCUGUACGUAUAAGACAGCUAAUGAGAUUUUCGCGGAAACUGCAAUCUUAUUCAAAGAGAAAGAUCUCAAAUAUUUAAAGAGUUUAUAUAUAUAUAUAUAUAUAUUUGGUAUGUAAACCUGAAUGAUAUGAUUUGCAAAGACUAUGAUUGCCAAGGGUUUGAUCAUCUUUCUUAGAGAGGUGGAAACGGUAUCAACUUGAUUAAGGGGUCUCUAUUUGAUAAUUCAAUUAAUUACUGGGUUUGUUAUCUCAUGCUCACUGAUUGGCGACGGUGUCGGCCAACUCUCGUGAGACGUCAACCCUUGUGCAUAGCUAAUGGGAACGAAAAUUAAAGGGAGAGCUCUUGUCAAGAAAGAAUGAAUCUCGGCCACCUGUUACAUGAGGGGGAGCUAUUGGAAUGGAAUAGUGUGGAGUCAUUUCCACCCUCUUGUGCUGGGUUAAAGCUAAGCCACAACCUCAGCCAUAUGCCUUAGUGGUUGUUUAAGUGAGCCACAAGCAAAUGAAUGGGUGGUGGUGAUUGAAUUUCAAUGAGGUGGAGUCACUAAUCCAGAGUUCUAGAGGAUCAAGCACACAAAGUCAAGGUGAUGCUAGCAAUUUUGAUAGGAUUGCUAACCCUUUUGACAUGGCAUUUUACAAGAGUCUAUACAGCAAAAUCACUGGAAAAUUUAGCAUAUGGCCUUCGAUAUGAACUUCUACAACGCCCCAUAUUGCGCAUGUGGA